Juglans microcarpa x Juglans regia is the source of this 749-nucleotide messenger RNA. RefSeq names its product ubiquitin-conjugating enzyme E2-17 kDa-like. Gene Ontology annotation, biological process: protein polyubiquitination. Gene Ontology annotation, cellular component: nucleus. The record is from RefSeq and is a predicted model, not a curated record. The transcript is spliced from 5 exons. Bases 143 to 589 code for a protein of 148 amino acids. Lineage: Eukaryota; Viridiplantae; Streptophyta; Magnoliopsida; Fagales; Juglandaceae. Gene Ontology annotation, molecular function: ubiquitin conjugating enzyme activity.
UGACAGCCCAGUCGUCCUUUUUUAAUUUGGCUAAGCUUUCCCCUUCGAUUAGCAUAUUAAGUCCAAAUUCCCAACGCACCGGGAGGCUUUUCUCUCCCAUUUUCAGAACCUAAUAGCAAUCAGGCCGGAGGAAUCUCACGUGAUGGCGUCGAAGCGAAUCUUGAAGGAGCUCAAGGAUCUCCAGAAGGAUCCUCCUACGUCUUGCAGUGCUGGCCCAGUUGCUGAAGACAUGUUUCAUUGGCAAGCAACAAUUUUGGGUCCUAAUGACAGUCCAUAUGCGGGUGGAGUUUUCCUAGUCACUAUUCAUUUUCCUCCAGACUACCCAUUUAAACCACCCAAGGUUGCUUUCAGGACAAAGGUCUUUCACCCCAAUAUCAAUAGCAAUGGGAGCAUUUGUCUUGAUAUUUUGAAGGAACAGUGGAGUCCUGCCCUCACCAUAUCCAAGGUGUUGCUGUCUAUCUGUUCACUUCUGACGGACCCAAAUCCGGAUGACCCUCUGGUGCCGGAAAUUGCCCAUAUGUACAAGACUGACCGGAGCAAGUACGAGACAACUGCAAGAAGCUGGACCCAGAAGUUUGCUAUGGGUUAGUGGGCUGCUUUGUGUGGUAUAGGAGAGAUCUGCUUUCCCAAAUGGCUUUGGUCUUUUUAUAGUAUUAAAAAAAGUUGGACGGACCAUUACGUGCUAUGCUGGUAGGGUGUGUGGGCCUUUGGACAAAUGAAAAAGUAAAAUAAUAUACCUUGUUUGUUUA